UGAAAAGAGACAUUGUUUCUUUAAGAUUGCCCUUGCAGUCAUCAGUGGGUCUGUCCAUUGUUGGAAGAGAAAGCGAGUUGAGGUUGAUAUACGGGGGCCGGAGAGCAGUUGCGCAUAUCAUCAGCGGACCAGCUGCAGAGCAGGCAGCAAACAGUAGACGAAAGGUCCUCGAACGCAUCAUCCAGACAUGGGUUGCUAUGAUUGCUGUAUGCGUUGUUUGGGCGGGGUGCCAUACUGCUCCCUGGUCGCUACACUGCUAUGUUUCUCUGGCAUUGCCCUCUUCUGCGGUUGUGGGCACCAGGCACUCACCGAGUCGGAAAGACUCAUCGAGACGUACUUUGCUCGUAACAUGCAGGACUACAUCACCCUCGCCUACAUCAUCCAAUAUUUCCAGUAUUUCAUCUAUGGUUUGGCCUCCUUUUUCUUCCUCUACUGCAUCGUGCUGUUGGCGGAGGGUUUCUACACCACAAGUGCUGCCAGGCAAACCUUUGGAGAGUUCAGGAGCACUAUGUGUGGCCGCUGCCUCAGCUCCUCGUUUAUAGUAAUGACUUACGUACUAGCCGUGCUGUGGCUGCUGGUGUUCGCCUUCUCGGCCCUGCCUGUCUACUUCUUCUACAAUAUGGAUGCCACCUGCCACACCAUUGAUGUUCUGACUGAGACCCCAGCGAGUAUAAACCAGCUCUGUGUUGAUGCAAGGCAAUACGGUCUACUGCCAUGGAACGCAGUGCCAGGGAAAGCUUGUGGUAUGACUCUCUCCAAUGUUUGCAAAACCAGAGAAUACCAGAUGACCUAUGACCUCUACAUUGCUGCCUUCGCUGGUGCUGGCAUCACUCUCUUGGCUCUGCUAACCUAUACUGUCUCGACCACCUAUAACUUUGCGGUUCUUCAGUAUCUGGGGAGAAAAGGCAUGGGUGCACGGUGUUAGGCUCACCAGCUCUUUCACUACCUCAAUAUCAACAUGGGGAUGUAAAGGGACGGCAACAAUUCUCUCCUUCUCAUCAUCUGCACAGAACCACCUGUGGUCACGGACUCUUGAAAUGUUUUUAUAUUUUUACUUUUCUUGUUGGGAAUAAUGUAAUUUUUUUUCUAUGCUUGUAUGUUUUUCUACUGCCUUAAUGCAGUACAUCUUAUUUCAGUAUGUCCUAUGCCAUGUUACCAAAAUAUUUGUAAAUUAUUGCUCUUUUUUUUCUUGCUGAGAAUAGAAUUAAUUCCUGCUUCCAGUUGCUCUCAAAAUAGAAAUAACACAUCACUAAUAAAUUAACAUGUGUAAGGAUAACCACCAAUUUGCGACACAUGUGCUGCGAGAAUGCAGCUGUUGCACAGAAUAGGGAUUAUGUUACCAUGACUACUAUCCUUCACAUCUGGUUGCCAUGGUGGCAGACAAGCAUGCAUUUGCAGUCUCACGCUGACCUCAGGACUUUUCUCACGGGCUGGAGAAAAGCCUCAACAAUGAAGUCAUGGCCGUUAUGAAAGCCAACCAAUAAGGAGCCAGUUGUGGGGGCCAUCUGCGCUCCGAUUCUCUGCCAAGGGUUAUAUUACAUGUCAAGGGAGAGGGUCCAGCAAACAAUGAGAGGGUUAGACCUCUCUGAAGCCUAAAUGCAGCCCAUCUGACACACACACACACACACACACACACACACACACACACUGCAUGACCCCCACCUCCCUCCAAAUAAUUGAAGUGAUGGAUUCAAAGUGAAGGAAUUUUAGAUUAUUUGGAGUGUUCCUUUUGGACAAAGGGACAUACUUGUUUGGUUCUGAUCUAGAAAGGUCAUACAUUGUUUCUCAUCGUUUUGAGAUUAGAUUGCAAAAGCACUUGGUGAUAAUUUAUCAAGUGACUUGGUAUUAUUUGACCUAAAGCACAUUGU
Molecule: messenger RNA, 1868 nt
Organism: Notothenia coriiceps (black rockcod)
Lineage: Eukaryota; Metazoa; Chordata; Actinopteri; Perciformes; Nototheniidae
Gene: plp1a
Product: proteolipid protein 1a
Exons: 7
Coding region: 188-925 (245 amino acids)
Biological process (GO): central nervous system myelination; axon development
Cellular component (GO): myelin sheath; plasma membrane
Molecular function (GO): structural constituent of myelin sheath
Source: RefSeq, a predicted model, not a curated record